CGACUACAAUUGACUCAAUAUGGCCACCAAGGUAGCACAGAAGAGGCUUCAGAAGGAAUACCUUAAUAUGCAAAGAUCACCUCCUCCUUUUAUCUGGGCUUGUCCAGAAGAGAAGAACAUUCUCGAUUGGCAUUUUAUUAUUCGAGGACCUCCCGAUUCACCUUACGACGGAGGAGAAUAUCAUGGGUUGAUUUGGUUCCCUAGUGAUUAUCCUUUCAAACCACCUGAUGUCAAGUUGUUCACCCCUUCUGGCCGGUUUGAAACUGGUGUGAAGAUCUGUAUGAGUAUGACUUCCUAUCAUCCCAGCACAUGGAACGCAGCUUGGAGUGUGGCUACUAUCCUCACUGGACUUUUGUCGUUUAUGUUGUCGGAUGAAAUCACAGCUGGAGCUGUCAAAACUACCGUCGAAGAGAAACGUGCACUAGCAAAAUCGAGUCACGCAUUCAACCUUUCCAAUAAGAAAUUCCGCGACAUAUUCCCUCAAUAUUCCACACCGACAAUGACCGAUUUACCUGAUAUGGGACGCUCAAAUCCUUCUAAACCAAGUUUGGAGUUGGGAUCAUUCACGAGUUCUUCCGUCAUUCUUACUCCCACACUCACUCCAACACCCACACCCACACCCACACCUGGACCACUAGAGAUACCUCAUCAAGAAAUAGGAGAAAGAAUAGAAAACGUCGCUGUAGUAGAAGGAAGAGUAGGAGUAGAUGAAAAUGUUCAAGUGAGAAAUAGACAUGGUUGGUUUUCAUGGAGAUGGAUUGUGGCUGUAGCUAUGUUAGCUUUACUUGGACGAUUAUCCUCUUUAGGUCGAUGA
This is a messenger RNA of Tremella mesenterica DSM 1558, 814 nucleotides long. RefSeq lists its product as uncharacterized. The transcript has 12 exons. NCBI's taxonomy places the organism in Eukaryota, Fungi, Basidiomycota, Tremellomycetes, Tremellales, Tremellaceae. Bases 20 to 814 code for a protein of 264 amino acids. The record is from RefSeq and is a predicted model, not a curated record.